Molecule: messenger RNA, 633 nt
Organism: Miscanthus lutarioriparius
Lineage: Eukaryota; Viridiplantae; Streptophyta; Magnoliopsida; Poales; Poaceae
Source: the annotation of a GenBank genome assembly
AUGAACCAUGAAACAGGAACAUCACCUUCCGAACCAGAUAUAGCAAGCAUACCAGGCCUCAGGGCUCAGGCCACAGCAUCGCUGUCCGCUGUCGCGCCAAGGCUGCUCUGGCUUGCCCCCAACGCUUCAAUGCACGAGCCAUCCAGCUCAGCUGCAGGCGAAAUGAAGCCCCCAGAUCUGAAUCUAACUGAAACUGUACUCAACUCCGGUAUCAUGCAUGAGGGGUCUACUUGCUCUGCCACAAGCUCAGGUUGCCCAACUUAUUCAGGGGCGGUUGACAGCGGCCUAACCAAUGCUUCCAUGGCCAACAAUGCGGAGUCUUACAAGGUAAAAACAUGGGUGCUUGAUGAUGGCCGGUCCAAUGCUUCAAUAGCCAACGUUGUGGAGUCUUGCAAGAAGAACGUCAAGGUCUCUCAUAAGGGCAACAACGCACAGAAAAUUCAACAGCCACAAGCCCACACAGUUAGGAAAUCCAGAAGAAAGGCCACUCAAGUCCUCAAGCAAAGAUGUCAAAAGUCUAAAUGGAUGGAGCUCAAAGAUGAUUUCUUACUAACCCUUGCCGUGGAUUCAGCUUGUAUCUGCGUGUUCGAGAAAAAAAAGAUGAUUUCUUGUUGGCAUGCACGAAAAGUUUAG